AUGGCUGCACCUUGGCCCCAGGUGGUUCUUCUAGGAGACUCGCUCUUCCAGGGCGCAUCCGAUGUUCAGGGCGGAUUCUCUUUCCAAGGCGCACUGCAAAAUCACUGCCAGCGUCGAUAUGAUGUCAUAAACAGAGGGUUCUCGGGCUACAACACCUCUCAGGUCCUCAAGAUCCUGCCCGACAUCAUCCCAGCUCCUCAUCCGUCAGGCCCUCAGCUCAAGUACCUGAUCGUCCUCCUCGGAGCCAACGACGCGGCCUUGCCCUCGCCUGUCGAUAACCAGCACGUGGACAUUGGCCAGUACAAGACCAACCUCCGCGCCAUCGUCACACACCCACAUGUCGUCGCCCACAAGCCCAACAUCCUCCUCGUGACGCCGCCACCGCUGGACGAGAUCCGCCUCGGCGCCAUCGACCGCGCCAACGGCCGCGAUGGCCCCUCGCGCCAAGCAAAGGUAUCAGCGUCGUACUCGGCCGCGGCGCGCGAGUUGGCCGGCGAGCUGGCCGCCAGCGGCGUGGUGCUCAUCGAUCUGUGGAAGGAGCUCAUGAACGUCGCGGUAGCCAAAACGCCCGGGUUCUACGGGGUCGGCGGCGCCAUCCUGGGGGAUCCGGGGUGUGGUCUAUGUGGGCACCUGGAGAACCUGCUCCCUGACGGUCUGCACAUGAGCGGGGAGGCAUACCGGGUAUUCUUCGAUGCCGUGAGACCGCAUAUCAUCCCUGAGAUUGCAACGCUGGGUAAUGGUCCUCUGCAAAUUUCCCACGCCGAUGUUUUCGACGGCUUUGAUGAGCACGGCCAGAAUCUGCUUGGCUCCCUGCAUCUGGACGCCGAGGACGAACCGGUGCGGCGCGGCGCGGCAUCACGUGCCAACAGUGUCCGCUUUGAUGAGAGUGCUCUUCAGGCUUCCGGCUGGGGCCAGAGCACUCGCCAGGCGGGCGAUUUUGUCCCAAUCAGGCCGACCAGUGGCUUCGGUAUGAUGGAGCGGUCCCUGUCACACAAGUCGGACGGGAGGCAUAGCUCUGCAGGCCACUCUGUCCAUUCUGUUCACUCAGUGGCGUCUGGCCGAGGCAGUAGUCUGGGUCACUUGGACACCAACUCGGUAUUCGGGGCGCGGGAGGAGGAUUCGCCAGUUGAGAUACCCGAGCCGCCCCCUGGCUUGUUUGUCUUGGGAUCGGUGCCUGCCAUUGUGAGGUGUUGGCUGACCGAGAAUUUUGCCCACAACACUUUGCUAUAUGCCGAUGUCUGUUCCGGGGCGCAAAGAUCUACCUUGGAUUACUCUCUUGCCAAGGAGCUCGAUCUGCUUAGCGAUAUUCAUAAAGGUGCAGAUGGCAUCAGUCGCUUGACACUCACAGUUUAUCUUGCAGAGGCUAUCGUCAGCCAGUCGAACUCGACACGGUCACCAGGUCCGGUGCCGCAUAUACCCAACAUGACGGUCAACUUUGAGGUAACCGGGCUAGACGUUCCUGAAAGUCCCGAGAGCAAGAAAUCGAUUCGCAUCUUCAUUGGGACCGACGCCCUCCGGGCCCACAGCGCCGAUCUCUUGUUCUCGCAGAACCUGAUGACGCUGUACAGCAGCAACCGGGACAAGCUAUCAGUUCCUUUCGUGAGACCUGAGGAUGACUCCCUGUUUCGUUUCUUGACCACAGUCAACAUUGUCCCUGAGAAACCGAAACUCAAUGCCUCUGCGCCCGAGUUCGUUUUGGGCAACAGUGCGAAGUCUUCUCCUCCACGCCAGGCCGCAGAUACCGACAGCCAGCAACCGGCCGAAAAGGAAAUCAAGUCGCGAGACGACCUUCACGGACAAGGGUCCAUGUCGCCGCUCGCACUUCCGCCCUAUCAGCCGCAGACAGCGGUUACCGGGUCCAGCACACAUUCCGAGAGUGGCGCAGAGAGCGAACAACAGUCCACUAAGGGAAGGAGCACCAGCAGCGGCAAGGACGAGCCAUCUCUAUCGUCCUCGGACACCAACCACAACACCCGCCGCUCAACUACAGAGUCUACACCGGGAAUCUGGGGCUCUUGGCGACAGGGAGCGGCCGCCGUCAAUGGGAGCGGAGGUGAUGGGGCCGCAGCUCAACGUGGGGAGAAUGGGUUGAGUGGUUACCAACCAGCCGGGCGCAGCCGUAUGAAGGUCCUGAAGCCUAGCAAGUCGGUCGCUGGCAGCGGCAGCACGCCGUCUUCGUCCACCCGAAAAGGCCAAUCCUACGAAUCACCGCCACAAUCGUCAUCACGAAGCAGCGGCGAGCAUCGGCGGAAGAGCGCUGCUGCUGGUGGAGCGACUCACGCUGCCGAGAACACGCCGAUGAUUAACAGUACCCACACAGUCCGCUGGGAGAAACGCAGCAUUAGUGGGAGCAUAUCGAGCUUCAAGGAUGGGAAGCUCGGCGGUGCGGUCAACGCCGAGUCGCGGAGCUCGUCGGCCACGCUGCCGAGGUCGGUGAACCCUGUCGGCGGCGCAUCGGCCUUUUCGUGGAUGACUCCGGCGCCUAAGCCCAAGACUCCUGCGGUUGGUGAGUGA
Pyricularia pennisetigena is the source of this 2514-nucleotide messenger RNA. RefSeq lists its product as uncharacterized. The record is from RefSeq and is a predicted model, not a curated record. The transcript has 4 exons. NCBI's taxonomy places the organism in Eukaryota, Fungi, Ascomycota, Sordariomycetes, Magnaporthales, Pyriculariaceae. Bases 1 to 2514 code for a protein of 837 amino acids.